AUGACGUUCAUGGCAAUGAAUGUUUCCAUUUCAGGCGGUCCCAGUGGACAGGGUGGAGCUGUUGGCACAACAGGUACAGCGGUGCCAGACGGUGCCGGAGGAUCGCUUGGGGGAUCAGCUGUUCCCAGCGGUAACGGAAGCACCGCAGUCACAGGAUCAACAGCUGGAUCAGGCACAGUGACUGUGGUCCUAGGAGGUCCUACUGGAACAGGUGGGACUGGUGACGGUGUUGGAGGGGGCCCCGGCGAUGCUGGCGGGGUGAUUGAGGGAUCAGGAGGCUCACUCGGAGGAGGCCCAGGGGAUGGCGUGACUGGUGGGGCUAUUGAUGGAGAUGGCGAUGGGCUGGUGGGAAUCACAGGAACUGGCAUUACGCUCCUUGCCAGUGGGAAGCCUGGUGGAACAGGAGUGCCCAUUCCAGAAACUGGAACUGGAGCUGGAGCGCCAUCUGGAGGUGGCAGUGGCACUGGUGUUGGGAUUGGGAUUGGUUUUGGUGCCGGUGCUGGCAUAGGUGCCGGUACUGGUAUUGGCAUUGGAAUUGGCAUUGGUUCCGGCAGCGGCUCUGGGAAAGGAGUGGGUGUUGGUGUUGGAAUUGGUGUUGGUGUUGGUGUCGGUGUUGGUGUCGGUGUUGGUGUCGGUGUCGGUGGUCAAUCCCCUAAUCCCACCGCGGCAGCGGGAGCAGUUAAUGGAAGCUUGCCAGGAGCCAAACCGCUGAAGCCUCCAGGUAUUGGUGGAGGGGUGGUGGCCGGACGAGGGGACACUCCAGCAACUCUAGAUGAGGGACCUGUUGGCACUGGUGGAGGGCCCGGUGGUGUAGGAGGAGGGCCUGGGGGAGUUGGUGGAGGCCCAGGAGGUGUAGGCGGAGGCCCAGGAGGAGUUGGUGGAGGCCCAGGAGGAGUUGGUGGAGGCCCAGGAGGGGUAGGCGGAGGCCCAGGAGGAGUUGGUGGAGGCCCAGGAGGAGUUGGUGGAGGCCCAGGAGGGGUAGGCGGAGGCCCAGGAGGAGUUGGUGGAGGCCCAGGAGGAGUUGGUGGCGGUCCAGGAGGUAUUGGUUCCACAGGAAAACCUCCCAAAGGUGAGAGUCCAGCUGCACCCUUUUCAAAUGUAUUAUGCAUUUAAAAAUGUCCAAUAAACAGAACACAACUAUGAAAGUUCAAGACAAAGACGGAAUGAGGUCUUUUAAGAGAGUGAGGUUAAGGUUGAAAGUGAUCCGUGAGUGUGGUGUUUAUGCUUUGGACAGCCUACGGGGGUACGGGUGGAACUGGACUCCUGGGUACUGGAGGAACUGGAACCGGUGGCCCAGGCGGAGUUGCUGGAGUAACAGCAGGACCGGUUCCUGGAGCUGGAGGGGUUGGAACCAGAAAACCUGGCAAAUGUACAGCAACAAGAACCUUUUUUCCCAUUUCCCCCCCCCCAAAAAAACACAAUUUGUCUUAUGUCCUUAUGCCAUGCCUGUCCAUUGCUGCCAUGUGUUUUGCUAUAUCAUUGGUCUGUGGGAUAUGUAGUAAACUAACAUUGGAAUUUGGUGGGGGGGGGGCAUGAUCCUAAAACCCCUUCUGACUCCUAAAACCACUUGUAAAAGAAGCAGUCAGACUAUUAGGGUUCCCACUAGACGAUUACUGGUACUGAGAUGUCUGUUGUCUUUAGCAUACGGAGCAGGUGGCAGUCUGGGAGCUGGAGCGGUGCCAGGAGAAGCGGGAGGAGUCCUUCCAGGAAGUGGUAUGCUGUUUUACUCAGUUCUGAUUGGGUUCUGUAAAGCACUCAAAGGUCCAGUCCGUGAUUUUGGCAAAAUGCUCUUGAUUAGCCAGUCAAGCUAGAGGACCAGUUAGCUGAAUUGGACAAAAGAGUGUGGGUAAUAGGGUAGUAAGAAGAAGAUUUACAUGUGAUUUAAAUAGAAGAUUUACAUGUGACUGAACAGCAAUUGAUUCAAGCUUACACCACAGUUAAUCCUGUUGAUUCUAAAUCAUCAGUUCAGUCUUCCUUUUCACAGCUCUUUGUAUAAAUCA
Clupea harengus (Atlantic herring) is the source of this 2000-nucleotide messenger RNA. RefSeq names its product glycine-rich cell wall structural protein 1-like. The transcript is spliced from 11 exons. The record is from RefSeq and is a predicted model, not a curated record. NCBI's taxonomy places the organism in Eukaryota, Metazoa, Chordata, Actinopteri, Clupeiformes, Clupeidae. Bases 1 to 1113 code for a protein of 370 amino acids.